UAAGAACAUUCUUUAUUUCAACUUAGGGGUACCCUUCAACUUAGUGUUCAUCAACUUAGCAGUUUCUUACCAAACACUUCAACAGAGCAGAGUAUGGUUAAGAUGGCUCUAUCCACAAUCAGAGUUUCCAGUUUAAUCUUCUUGGCAGCAAUUUGCUUCUUCCUCUUCGCACUGCAAUCCCAAUCUUAUGAUCAUGCAGAUUCUAAGAUGGGGUAUCAACCAAAGAGCAUGGAAGUUCAUGAAAUGAUUCAAAGCAGAAAGGUGUUGAAGAUGCAAGAAGGGGAAGUGAAGAUAUCAAAUAUUGGGAAUGGUGAGAAGAUGAUUGAGAGGGAGCUAAGGGAAGCCCCAAUGGGUCCAGAUCCUCUCCACCACCAUGGGGGCAGCCCAAUCAGCAGAAACAAUAAUCUGCAGCCUACAGAAAAUCCUUAGAGAUUUAAUUACGUCAUUAGUUACCCUAAUUUUGUCUUAAUGACUGGGUAGCUUUUCCAGUUUCUUUAACUUUGGCUGGCCGGCUAUAGCUGAUUAAUUACGUACUUACUAGUGUUUUUGCUAUGUUAGAUACAUGGCAUUCAAUACUGUGGAUGCAUGUAGAACAAUUCAUACAUUAGUAGGUAGUCAAAAGGCCAUGUAAUAUAUUAGGUGCUUUUAAUUUCCUGGCAUUUGAACGUGUCACGUGUGGUAAAUGAAAUUUAGCAGUUCAC
Molecule: messenger RNA, 701 nt
Organism: Cuscuta europaea
Lineage: Eukaryota; Viridiplantae; Streptophyta; Magnoliopsida; Solanales; Convolvulaceae
Source: the annotation of a GenBank genome assembly